This is a messenger RNA of Desarmillaria tabescens, 531 nucleotides long. RefSeq lists its product as uncharacterized. The coding region runs from base 138 to 431 and encodes 97 amino acids. The record is from RefSeq and is a predicted model, not a curated record. The transcript is spliced from 4 exons. NCBI's taxonomy places the organism in Eukaryota, Fungi, Basidiomycota, Agaricomycetes, Agaricales, Physalacriaceae.
GGUAAACUAAAGAGACGUGACAUGGCAAUCCCUCGUAUCUAUGUCACAUCGGGAAUAGCCGAUGUAACCGGCAUCCGGGUUACAGCCCGAGGGGCUGUUCUUGUGUUUUCCCAAGCUCAUAAGCUGUCCAAGUGUCUAUGGCAGUCAUUCUAUGGAAAAAAAAGAAAAGAAUGAAGUUAGACGGCAACAACAACAACCUCUCUUCGAUCUUCCCUCUAAGUCUUUUCUUCCGAUCCUUAACGUUUUCGGUAUACGUUCUUCUCAGUAUUGGAAUCACUUCUGCUUCUAUGUUCCCUAGUUCAGGCAAAUCACCCUUAUGGAACUUGGCUUUGACUACGCCCCCACUUGGAAUGGCACUGUCGUUUGGGUCACAGAAAGACAUAAUAGCGUUUUAUCGGCACCGUAAAAGUGAAGAAGCCAGGGUGACCUGAAAUUUUUAUCCGGGGCGUCAAGAAAGCUCUGUCAGAGUGGUUCUGCAAGCUGGGACACUUACCAACGUUGAUUCUGAUUUGUGUCUUUAGGGUAACAUGU